This is a messenger RNA of Gadus macrocephalus (Pacific cod), 2415 nucleotides long. Its product is annotated as GDP-Man:Man(3)GlcNAc(2)-PP-Dol alpha-1,2-mannosyltransferase-like. Gene Ontology annotation, cellular component: endoplasmic reticulum membrane. The transcript is spliced from 6 exons. Lineage: Eukaryota; Metazoa; Chordata; Actinopteri; Gadiformes; Gadidae. The record is from RefSeq and is a predicted model, not a curated record. The coding region runs from base 53 to 1651 and encodes 532 amino acids. Gene Ontology annotation, molecular function: GDP-Man:Man(3)GlcNAc(2)-PP-Dol alpha-1,2-mannosyltransferase activity. Gene Ontology annotation, biological process: protein N-linked glycosylation.
ACAAGGUCGAGCCAAUCCGCGAUCACUUCCGGGGUCUUGUUGUGUUUUCACGAUGGAAGGAGACGAUCAUCAUCAUCAUGAUCAUAGUCAUCACUUAUCAAUGUGUUCCUGCGAUAUAAUCAGGUUGCUCUGGUCUCUGCUGCUGCCCUGCAUCUAUCUCAGCCUGGUGUUGAGCCUGCUGCUGGGGCUGGUGGUUCUAGGGAUUCAGGCCUGGCUGCAGGGCCGCCGGGGGGCCCGGGGGGGACCCGACGGAAAGAAACCAAUGGUCGCCUUCUUCCACCCCUACUGUAACGGGGGUGGGGGUGGGGAGAGAGUGCUGUGGUGCGCCCUGCGAGCACUGCAGAACCGCUAUCCAGGCGUGGCGUUUGCCGUCUACACGGGUGACCAGGGAGUGACCGGAGAGCAGAUCCUGGAGGGAGCGCGCCAGAGGUUCAACAUAGUCCUUCCUCGGCCCAUCACCUUCGUCUUCCUCAGUCACCGGGCGAUGGUCGAGGCCGGGUCCUACCCCCACUUCACCCUGCUGGGUCAGAGCCUCGGCUCCGUAUUCCUGGGCUGGGAGGCUCUGACCUCGCUGGUCCCUGACGUCUAUGUGGACUCGAUGGGGUACGCCUUCACGAUGCCACUAUUCCGCUACCUUGGAGGGUGCAUGGUGGCCAGCUACGUGCACUACCCUACCGUCAGCACAGACAUGCUGUCUGUGGUGCGCAACAGGAACCCCAGGUUCAACAACGCCGACUACAUCUCUGCCAACCCGGUGCUGAGUGCGGUGAAGGGGCUGUACUACUGUCUGUUCGCCCUGCUCUACGGCCUGGCCGGUGGCUGCAGUCACCUGGUGAUGGUCAACUCCACCUGGACGCUGGGCCACAUCCUGGCGCUGUGGCGAGCCCCCGACCGCACCAGCGUCGUGUACCCCCCUUGUGAUGUCCGCUCCUUCCUAGAGCUCCCUCUGGAGGAGGAGGAGCCAGAGGAGGAGGAGGAGGAGGGGUGGGAGGAGCUUGGGCAGGAAACAGGAAGUGUGGUGGGAAGUGGAGGGGCGGGGGACAAGAAGUGCCGCUCUAUUGUUUCGGUGGGGCAGUUCCGGCCGGAGAAGGACCACCAGCUCCAGAUCCGGGCCUUCCGGAAGCUGCUGGACAGGAAGGAGGCGGAGGGGCCCGAGGGGCGGGAGUCCCUGAAGCUGGUUCUGAUUGGUGGAUGCCGUAACGAGGAGGACGAGGACCGCGUGCUGAUGCUGAGGGGGCUGUGUAUGGAGCUGGGCGUGGCCGACCGCGUGGAGUUUAGACUCAAUGUUCCCUACGAGGAGCUCCAGAAGGAGCUGGUCAGCGCCACCAUCGGCCUGCACACCAUGUGGAACGAACACUUCGGGAUCGGUGUGGUCGAGUGCAUGGCAGCAGGCACCAUCAUACUGGCCCACAAGUCCGGAGGCCCCAUGCUGGACAUCGUGGUUCCUCGCCACGGAGCCCAGACGGGCUUCCUGGCCGACAGCGACGAGAGCUACGCCGCCGCCAUGGAGACCAUCCUGGCACUGCCGGCGGCCGAGCGGCUGGAGAUGCGCCGCAACGCGCGGCUCUCCGUCGAGCGAUUCUCCGACCGCGAGUUUGAGUCCUGCUUCCUGUCCGCCACAGAGCCGCUGAUGGCUGGACUCGGGCCCUGAAGUGGGGCUUCUUCCGGUCCCCAUGGAGGCUUUCUCAACGGUUCCAUUGCCACCGAUUGUUGUUUAGCUGGCACCUAUCGCUUUUCUAUGGCGAUUCCGUCAAGGUUCCAUGGUUACCCCGUCCUGGUUUCCAUAGCGACCAAUUGACUACCCUACAGUAACUUUAUCUCUUGCUAACAGUAAGAAACUAGCAUGUCCUUAAAAGUUGUAGAAGUGGCACCAGCUAACCGCAAAUGCUUCUGCUAGCUACGCUUACAGAAAGUAACAGGAUCUGAGGAGGAGAGAGAGGCUGUUUUCCAGGCUUAAAGAGAGGAUGAACAGUACCAAUCAGCUGUUAAUUGGAAAAUACAUUUUAGUGGUGGUUACUCCUACAAGAGGCCCACCAAGAGACAAUCAAACCAUGAAGUUCUAUAAGUUAUAUGUAACGAGUUAAAAUCAGAAACCAAAAUCUGUUUUCCUGUAUGUCUUACCUAUUUUUCCCGCAUGCUCAUUGGCAGAUCAUUUCUGCCCUAGCCAAUCACAUUUGACAGUUUCUGAACGGCUGCAGAGCGGGUUGAUGUUGUUAGUUAAAGUGUCACUGUGAUCCUAUUCCUUUACAUUCCUCAUCUACAGGCGGCUCUUCUAAUAACCGCUUGUUUAAAUGUCAUUUCUUCCGUCCCAUUUGUGUUGGAUAAUUGUGCAUAUUUAAUUAAAACGUGUAAAUUAAUCUGUAUUUUUGAGAUGUUGAUUAGCUUCCCUUGUCUUUAAUAAACACUUUGGUUCCA